CGGGAGCUGCUCAGUAGGCAGCAGCAAGUGCAGCCAAGACGAGCGGACUCUGCGCUGCUUCGUGAGGGAACACCGCACUGAUGAGGGGACCGUCGCUGAGAACCGUCUCACAUUACUCCUGGUGAUUACCGUGACACAUCCAUCAACGCGUCCCUCCGCCUUCCGCCGGGAUUUCACCGCCGCUGAGAGGGUCUGUCUUUCGGAGGACGUGCUUGUUUUCUUUUUCCUCCGGGAAGCUGAAUGGAAGCAGCAGCCGAGGGAGCGGUCGGGCUGUCGGAGGCCGGGGAAGGGAGCCCUCUGUCCGGAGCCACAGCAUCCGAUGAUGGGGAGACGGUUGUGGGAGUCAGCUACGGGAUGGACGCCGCAGACAUGGAUGCAGCUGCCAGGAAAGCCUUCAUCACAGAGUUGCCCUCAUCUUCAGGCCAGCCUGGUCAAGGAAAGAAGAUUGGCCACAGAGGGGUGGACGCCUCAGGAGAAACUACGUACAAGAAGACCACAUCAUCGGCGUUGAAAGGUGCCAUCCAGUUGGGAAUCGGUUACACAGUCGGCAACCUGAGCUCCAAGCCAGAGAGAGAUGUGUUGAUGCAAGAUUUCUACGUGGUGGAAAGCAUCUUUUUCCCCAGUGAAGGGAGCAAUCUCACUCCAGCCCAUCAUUUCCCAGACUUCCGCUUUAAGACGUACGCUCCUGUGGCCUUCCGCUACUUCAGAGAACUGUUCGGCAUCAGGCCGGACGACUACCUGUACUCCCUCUGUAACGAGCCCCUGAUCGAGCUGUCCAACCCCGGAGCGAGCGGCUCCGUCUUCUACCUUACGAAGGACGACGAGUUCAUCAUCAAAACCGUGAUGCACAAGGAGGCUGAGUUCUUACAGAAGCUGCUGCCUGGAUACUACAUGAACUUGAAUCAGAACCCUCGUACGCUGCUGCCCAAGUUUUUCGGCCUCUACUGCGUCCAGUCGGGCGGGAAGAACAUCCGCGUGGUGGUCAUGAACAACGUGCUGCCCCGCGUGGUCCGCAUGCACCUCAAAUACGACCUGAAGGGCUCCACCUACAAGAGGCGAGCAUCCAAGAAGGAGAGGGAGAAGGCCAAGCCCACGUUCAAAGACCUGGACUUCAUGCAGGACAUGCCGGAAGGACUGAUGCUGGACCAGGACACGUACAACGCCAUGGUUAAAACUCUACAGAGAGACUGUCUGGUGCUGGAAAGCUUUAAGAUCAUGGACUACAGCUUGCUGCUCGGGGUCCACAACAUGGACCAGGCGGAGAGGGAGAGGCAGAUGGAGGGGUCACAGGGCGGCAGCGACGAGAAGAGGCCCGUGGCCCAGCAGAAGGCCCUCUACUCCACCGCCAUGGAGUCCAUCCAGGGCGGCGCCGCCUGCGGAGGGUCCAUCGACACUGACGACACGAUGGGUGGCAUUCCAGCGGUAAAUGGAAAAGGAGAAAGGCUUCUUCUCUACAUCGGGAUCAUCGAUAUUCUGCAAUCCUACAGGCUAAUAAAGAAACUGGAGCACACGUGGAAGGCUUUGGUUCAUGAUGGGGACACCGUGUCGGUCCACCGACCGGGUUUCUAUGCCGACAGGUUCUUCAAGUUCAUGAGCAGCACGGUGUUCAAGAAGAGCUCAUCUCUGAAGUCCUCUCCGUCUAAGAAGGGCCGCGUGUCGUUGUCGGUGCCUAAAUGCGCCGGUCCUGGUGCGGCGUGGUCCGCCAGCCAGCUCGCCUCUGAGAGGGACGAGAACAUCUACGACCUGAGAGGAGCCCGCAGCUUCCCAACGCUGGAGGACGAAGGUCGACCGGAUCUUCUUCCGUGUACUCCCCCGUCGUUUGAGGAGGCCACCACGGCGUCGAUCGCCACCACUCUUUCGUCCACAACGUCUUUGUCCAUCCCCGAAAGAUCUCCGUCUGACACGGCAGAGCAUCCGCGCUACAGGAGGCACACCCAGUCUCUCAGCCACGACGGAAGGACCCAGGAGGAGCUGCGUGUGCGCGAGGAGGACCAGCAGACCAUCACGGUGGAGGUGGAGCUGAAGAGACACGACAGCGAGCCGACCAUCUCCGCCCCGCAGCACUCGCCUGACGCCAGCGAGCCCCAAGCCGCGGCCGACGCAGAAGAGGCCACAGCGCCCUCGACCUGUCCGGCGGCGGAGGCGCUGUCCUCCACCGCCCCUGCCGCCGCUCCGUCUCCACCAGAGCCGGCCGAGGAAGCCCCGCCCAGGCCCGAGGUGGUGGUGGUGGAGCCCGACGGGGCCAGCCAGUUGUCCGGAUCGGGCUGCACCAGCCAGGCUUCGGUCGACGAUGACGAUGACGUGCCGGUCUCAGAUAUCUACUUCCUUCCCAAUGGGAGCACCUGGGUGGUCGUUCCCUUCAGGCAAAGGAGGAAAUGCCAGUUGUGUUGGCCACCUCCAGAGGACAGGACCUGGGUGUACUCUCCGCUACACUAUGGCUCAGAGUCUAAGACCCUGCCAGAUGGGGAUUGGGAAAGAGAGACAUAAACCCUGUUUCUGUGGUGGAGAGAGAGAGACGGAGGGAGAGAGAAAGAGGGGAGUGAACGUCUCAGAAGAGAAGACUCAUCAGUCCGAGGUCCAGACCGCAACAGCAGAAGCACGAUCUCUGCGUGCAGCAGGAUUGUAAGCAUAUCCGGAGGAAAAAGUGACAUGAACACCUGAGGAGUGAGGGAAAAAAAAAGAAAAAAAAAAACACCCGAAAAGGAUGAAUUUACUGAUGUCCAACCGUCCCUGCCUUUCACCCUCGACAGAUGAAAUUUAUUAUAUCGAUUUAAGGAUUUAUCUCUCUGUAUAUGUGUGACAUAGUCUGUGAAAGGCUGUAGUAGUAUAUGUUUGACAUACAUGCAACACCACUUCUGAAUCGGCCCCUCUGAACAGACUUUAAACAGAUUUUCUCACUGAAUCCACAGAGGCCGGGAGGUUCUGGAAACACAUGAAACCUACUUUGUUUACAUAUCCGUACUCCUACGCCCUGAUGCGUUUGGGCAUCCGCGGUGUACAAGACAGCUAAUGAGUUAGGCACCGUUUUUUUUGUAAAGACAAGUGUGAAGAAGGCAGGUGACACAUUUCAGAGGUUCACGUUCAAGAAGUGCUCUCUUCAAGCACCACUUUUACAUUUGAGUCAACAUUGUUGGGUCUUAACAGAUUUGCUCCUUCCAGCAAUGUCACCAUGGAUUUUAUGUCCCAGGCUCCGGGCUCAUUUCACCGUUUCGCAUUUUAAUUUUGCGCCUGCCGGAGGAUGCUUCAAACCCAUAAUUAAAGGUUAUUUUAUGGACGGCUCAGCGACCUCUGCACUCUAAAGAGCCAGCUUGGCUCCUUGAUUAAUUUUGCUUAUUAGGGCGACAAAACCUAACUCGUCCUCUAACGGACGGCUCAACGGGUUUUGCACCUGCAAUGUUACAUUUUUAGGUUGCAGGACAUACGACGCACUUCUAAAAAGAGAAAAACGAUCAGUCUUCUUGAAUGUAACAUCUGACAAUAAUGGAAAUAGAGAAGGAAGAAAAACAGUUUGAGACCAAACGACAGAAAAAUAUGUGACUGAAUAAAUAAAGCAAAAUAAAAUGAAACAUUAGAACCACAAUCAACCUAACUAGAGCGAUUACUAUGGAAAACCAACCGACCAGCUUUGCCAGUGCAGGUUCCUACUUUGGCAAGGGAUGGGAAUUAAACCACAGUUUCUGUCAAAGAUUAGACCUGUCCUAAUAUAACCACCAGAGCCUGCAGAGAUCCAUUUGACUGCAAUUUUUUCCCCCACAUUGUGUCUUAACAACCGAAAACAUUUUUACUUGGAUGGUAUUUGAUAUAUGUCUGUUGCAUAUUGUGCAGCGGAAGAUAAAUUGAUACAUGAUUUAGAAAACAUCGUUCGAAUAACAGUCUGGAAAUCGUGGCGUGCAUACGAGUCCAGCUCUGCGUAAUCAGUUGUUCAACUAACAUGUAAACAAGGUCCAUCUGUGUGCAAUUUAAUCUUCAAUCUCAGUGUACAUACUUUUGCCAAGGCACUGCCAAAAAAAAAAAAGUCCUCAUUAGAUCAAACAAAGAAAACAACCAUCUCCAAAUGGCGAACUGCGUAAGUGCGUCGUCACACGAUGAAAGGUUUCCGAGCGAAACGCCUCUUAGGUCGACCGCAGCCUCGUGUCCGGCCGAGUUCUUCGGCUGAGAGCCUCUUUAGCUCCAAAUGUUGCGGCGGGGUUAAAAUGGUGUAAACUCGAAACAGAUUUGAGAGAAUUCAGUGAGAAAACCUGCAGGGCUCUGCAUCGAAAACCAUCGGCAGCACAUUUCUGUCAUUCGCACAUUCCUAGAAGAGGAAAAACAUGCAGCGUAGUUUAUAAGAGAAGGAGCAAAACGGGAGGUUUAGCUAAAAGUCUUUGUGAAUUUACACAAUAGAUGUAAUUUAUAUUAGUUUCUCCAUAUCUUUCUUUAAGUGUGUUCCACUUUAGGACUCGCCCAAUAGUCCCGGGGGGUGGGAGGAGGGUUUCCUUUACAAAAAGCUUUCUUAAAUGCACCCAAAGAGCUUUGAUUUUAGCCAUUUAAAUGCAGUUGGUACAUUUUUCAGUGAGCUGAAACAAACAGGGAUUUUUCUUUCACACAGCUGAACGUCACUCGCCACAUGGAAGCUACAGACAUUGUCAUGAGAGAAGAUUUUUUUUUAAACUCCAUUGCAGUGUCUUCCAGUUGGAGCCCCACCUUUUGGAAAAAAGAAAAAAAAAAAAAAAAAAAGGAUUCAGAGUUCGAACGGUGGAUGACGGGUGGGUAAAUAUCAGUGACAUGUUUCCUCUUAGCAAUCCCCUCCUCGCAUCAGAAACCCACCGAGUGAACGGUUUCGACGUUUUGUAGUUGUAGACUAUCAGUUGUGGUGUUUGCAGUCAAUAUCGUAGCUGUUAUCUGUAUAUUUGGAUGAACGCACUACAUUGCCGCGUUGACGCAGUUUGUGAAUGAGCUAAACUUUGUUUGCACUUAAUACGGGGACCUGAGCGAUGAACCAGUGAUGGAGGCCAAAUAAAACACGCACCACAUUACGCAGAAGUCAUACAGCUGCAUUUCAGUAAAUCAGAACAUUGUCAAAAAGUUUGGGGGGGAGGGGGGUUGGUAUAUUUUGAAAUGUACUUCAAACGUAUAUUUUUCUGUUUAAAUUUGAAGGUUAUGGUUUGCAGAAAAAAAAAUCCAGUUUCUCUAAAUUCUGAUAGAAGAGACACAAGAUUCAAUAAAGCAGAUGACCUGAAGGCCUUUGUGAAAGGCUUCCAUCACACAUCCGCAGAGCCAGGGGUUGAUAGCUUCCAUGCCACGCUGCAUUGAUGCAGUAACUUUUGCAAAGAAAACCUUUGCAUUUCAUUCAUACACUACACAGUGCAUGUAGAAGCUGUUUGUUUGGGCAUCAUAUGCUUUAUUUUUCUUUUUUCGUCAUACAUAACUUGAGUUUGAACUUUAGUUUUCAUUAGCUGAAACCCAUAAUCAUCAAAAUUACCACAAAUAAACACAUGUAAUACAUCACUGUGCGUGUAAUGAACCCAUUUACAACAGGAAAGUCACAGCUUACUGAAAUAAAUGAUCCGUAAUGUUCCGAUUUACUGAGAUGCACUUGUAGUUGUUUUUUGGGGUUUUUUUCGCUCUCUCUCACACAGAUGCUGACAUUUAUCUUACAACUGUGCGUGCGUGUGUGUAUCAUUUUAAAUGUUAGUGUCUGCUGUAGGGUCUGUGCUUCACAUCUUUGGGUUUCAACUUAAAAACAUUUUCGCAAACUCAAGAGCGACUUCCUUCCUUCAGCCGGUUUCUACAUGCGCUCGUGAGCGUAAAGGAGGACCCGUCGACGUCUGCGAUGCAAAACAGAAAUCCGUUUGUUCUCCUGAUGUGCAGUGGCCAGUUGUUAUCAGUUUGCUGUUCGUCACAUGAAGACCACAGCAGCAUUUUUUUAUUUUUGUACAGUCUGUUUGUUUUUUUCUUUUUGCCUUAUCUGAAAGUUUUACACGUGGGUCUAUUGUUUAUUUUAUAUAUCUUUUUUUCCACCUGUAUUCCUGUAUUUAUUUACUUUUUUCCUUCCUCGUUGCUGUUUUCUUGAGAAUAUGUACAUAAAUCUAUAAAUACAUAUAUAAAGAUAUACAAAUAUAUUUUCCAUUUGAAUCGGAGAAUCUUAUUUUUAUUUGGUUUUAUUUUUGCUGCUGGGUAAGAAGCGAUUGCAUGGCUGCAAUCUACAUAAUUUAAACCACAUUCUUCAGUGUGUCUGUCAAGAUGCAGCUGCUGUACAUCUACGGCGCGUAAAACCCACAGCUGUUCCUUUGUAUGAUUUCUGAAACUGAAAGACUUGUGGGUUUUUAUCGUACAUGCAAAUCGAAUAGGGAUUCUUCCAACUGUUCAAGCCGUGUCGUGUUUGUGUUCUCAAAUCGCCGUGUGCCCUCGUCCGAUAGGGAGAGUCCGUUGCAGAAGACAUAGCAUGAUUUCACAAAUAAAUAUGCAUAUCAGAAAAGUGUAUUUUAUGUAUAUCUGUGUACAUUCAUCUAUUUAUAUAUGGGAGUAAAUAGAUGGCUGUGUGUGUGUUUGGACUCAAUCAGAAUGAAUAUGAAAUAAAGCAGUUCUAUGAAUUGUC
This is a messenger RNA of Poecilia latipinna (sailfin molly), 6577 nucleotides long. It is a transcript of the gene pip5k1ca, whose product is annotated as phosphatidylinositol-4-phosphate 5-kinase, type I, gamma a. Gene Ontology annotation, cellular component: plasma membrane. The transcript is spliced from 19 exons. The record is from RefSeq and is a predicted model, not a curated record. The coding region runs from base 241 to 2487 and encodes 748 amino acids. Gene Ontology annotation, molecular function: 1-phosphatidylinositol-4-phosphate 5-kinase activity. Lineage: Eukaryota; Metazoa; Chordata; Actinopteri; Cyprinodontiformes; Poeciliidae. Gene Ontology annotation, biological process: phosphatidylinositol phosphate biosynthetic process.